Molecule: messenger RNA, 1422 nt
Organism: Odobenus rosmarus divergens (Pacific walrus)
Lineage: Eukaryota; Metazoa; Chordata; Mammalia; Carnivora; Odobenidae
Gene: OPN4
Product: opsin 4
Exons: 10
Coding region: 1-1422 (473 amino acids)
Biological process (GO): visual perception; G protein-coupled receptor signaling pathway
Cellular component (GO): membrane
Molecular function (GO): G protein-coupled receptor activity
Source: RefSeq, a predicted model, not a curated record
AUGAACCCUCCUUCGGGGCCCAGAGCCCAGGAGCCCAGCUGUGUGGCCACCCCAGCCUCACCCAGCAGGUGGGACAGCUCCUGGAGCAGGACGUCCAGCGUGGGCCAAGCUCUGCCCAGCAGUCCCACGGCAGCCGGGGCUCGGGCUCCUGCCUGGGUCCCCUUCCCAACGGUGGAUGUUCCGGACCAUGCCCACUACAUCCUGGGCACAGUGAUCCUGCUGGUUGGGCUCACAGGGAUGCUGGGCAAUCUGAUGGUCAUCUAUACCUUCUGCAGGACCAGAGGCCUCAGGACACCCUCCAACAUGUUCAUUAUCAACCUCGCAGUCAGCGACUUUUUCAUGUCCUUCACCCAGGCCCCCGUCUUCUUUGCCAGCAGCCUCUAUAAGCGGUGGCUCUUUGGGGAGGCAGGCUGUGAGUUCUAUGCCUUCUGUGGGGCUGUCUUCGGCAUCACCUCCAUGAUUACCCUAACGGCCAUCGCUCUGGACCGCUACCUGGUGAUCACGCACCCACUGGCCACCAUCGGGAUGGUGUCCAAGAGGCGGGCAGCGCUUGUCCUGGUGGGCAUCUGGCUCUAUGCCCUGGCCUGGAGUCUGCCACCCUUCUUUGGCUGGAGCGCCUAUGUACCCGAGGGGCUGCUGACCUCCUGCUCCUGGGACUAUGUGAGCUUCACACCUUCGGUCCGCGCCUACACCAUGCUGCUCUUCUGCUUCGUGUUCUUCCUCCCCCUGCUGGUCAUCAUCUACUGCUACAUCUUCAUCUUCAGGGCCAUCCGGGAGACAGGCCAGGCUCUCCAGACGUUCAGGGCCUGCGAGGGUGGUGUUAGGUCCCCCCGACAACGGCAGCGGCUACAGAGAGAGUGGAAAAUGGCCAAGAUUGAGCUGCUGGUCAUCCUUCUGUUCAUGCUCUCCUGGGCGCCCUACUCCACUGUGGCCCUGACGGCCUUUGCUGGGUACGCACAUGUCCUGACACCCUACAUGACCACCGUGCCUGCUGUCAUCGCCAAGGCCUCUGCCAUCCACAACCCCAUCAUUUACGCCAUCACCCACCCCAAGUACAGAAUGGCCAUUGCCCAGCACCUGCCCUGCCUGGGGGUGCUGCUGGGCGUGUCAGGCCAGCACACUGGCCCCUACACCAGCUACCGCUCCACCCACCGCUCCACACUGAGCAGCCAGGCCUCGGACCUCAGCUGGAUCUCUGGACAGAGGCGCCAGGCGUCCCUGGGCUCGGAGAGCGAGGUGGGCUGGACGGACACAGAGGCAGCAGCUGUGUGGGGGGCUGCCCAGCAAGUGAGCGGCCGAUUCCCCUGCAGUCAGGGCCUGGAGGACAUGGAAGCCAAGGCCCCUCUCAGGCCUCAGGGGCAGGAAGCAGAGACUCCUGGGAAGACCAAGGGGCUGCUCCCCAGCCUGAACCCCAGGAUGUAG